Messenger RNA from Theobroma umbraticum, 1967 nucleotides. Its product is annotated as Protein with RING/U-box and TRAF-like domain. Gene Ontology annotation, biological process: ubiquitin-dependent protein catabolic process; multicellular organism development. NCBI's taxonomy places the organism in Eukaryota, Viridiplantae, Streptophyta, Magnoliopsida, Malvales, Malvaceae. Gene Ontology annotation, molecular function: protein binding; ubiquitin protein ligase activity; zinc ion binding. The record is from RefSeq and is a predicted model, not a curated record. Gene Ontology annotation, cellular component: cytoplasm.
GCUCCUUUGGCACUUUGUCUUUUUUUUUUUUUUUUUGUGGUUUCAAUGUUUUGACCGCAACCCAGAUUUUGUUUGUGGAUUUCAAUGAUGUGUAAAGACACCAAGCUUGGAAGUCUCAACUGGGUAUUUGAUUUCUUUUUUCCCUUCGGGUUUGGUUUUUUUGGUUUUGUUUUUUCUUUUGAUCGGUAAUGUUUGAAACUUGAAAAUUUGGAGUUUUUGUUUUGUUUUGUUUCGUUGUUGUUUGUGUUUUAAUUAAUCCAAAUGGGGAAGUCGGUUUUUGGACAAACAUAGUUUUGACAUUGCAUCGAAAAAGAGAGAACUUUGUUGGAAUUUGGACAUUGAGGGGUGGGAGAGGGGGUUGUUUCCUUUCACCAUUCCCUGUCCCAUUUUCCGGUUCCUUUGUUAGAACCUAUAAAAAAUUGAAGAUUUUUAAAUUUUUUGGUGGGUAAAAUCCAACUGAAAAAAUGGUGGAUUUGAUUAUAAUUUGGGAGGUUUUUUAUGCUGUUCUUGUCUCAUGCUUUGGUUGCUUUUUGAAGAUGAUCAUGUUCUUCGGAAAGGUAGUUUUUGGCGAAGCUGGGUUCUAUUUGGUAAAUAGAGUGUAAAGCCUUUCAAAAGUACGUAAACAUAAAAUAAUUUAAGUAGUUCACUGGAGAUAUCACCAGAUUUGGAGUAGCAAUGGCUCCUGGAGGCAGUGCUUGCAAAGAAGUUGUUGAAUCUCAUCCCUCUGUUGCAGAUUAUGACAUUGCUACUGCAAAAUCCGAGAGUAAUACUACAACAAUGAAGAGUCCUGUUAGUUUUGUUGGAAAACAUGGAAUUCAUUCAAACAAUGGUGUUUAUGAACUCCUUGAGUGUCCUGUAUGCACAAAUUUGAUGUACCCACCAAUUCACCAGUGCCCAAAUGGACACACUCUGUGUUCAAACUGCAAGAUUAGAGUGCACAACUGUUGCCCAACAUGCCGCUAUGAUCUUGGAAAUAUAAGGUGUUUAGCUUUGGAGAAAGUUGCAGAAUCCUUGGAACUCCCUUGUAAAUACCAGAACCUAGGUUGCCAUGAUAUCUUCCCCUAUUACAGCAAGCUCAAGCAUGAGCAACACUGUCGGUUUCGUCCCUACAAUUGCCCUUACGCUGGGUCUGAGUGCUCUGUCACAGGUGACAUCUCAACCCUUGUCGCACAUCUCAAGGAUGAUCAUAAGGUUGACAUGCAUAAUGGAUGUACCUUUAACCAUCGAUAUGUCAAAUCAAAUCCACACGAAGUUGAAAAUGCCACAUGGAUGCUUACUGUGUUUAAUUGUUUUGGAAAACAGUUCUGCUUGCAUUUUGAGGCUUUCCAGCUUGGCAUGGCACCUGUCUAUAUGGCCUUUUUACGUUUUAUGGGUGAUGAUAAUGAAGCAAAAAAGUUCAGUUAUAGUUUGGAAGUUGGUGCCAAUGGCCGUAAACUAAUAUGGCAGGGGAUUCCCAGGAGCAUCCGGGACAGUCAUAGGAAAGUUCGUGACAGUCAGGAUGGACUUAUUGUCCAAAGGAAUCUGGCUCUAUACUUUUCUGGUGGGGAUAGGCAAGAGCUGAAGUUGAGGGUAACUGGCCGUAUAUGGAAAGAAGAAUGAGAUAGGAUUCCAUGGAGAAUUAAGGUGAUUUUGUACAGUUUCAAAAGGUUCUGAGUCUCAUUCAGAAACAGAUGAAGCUUUCAUUUUUCUGAUGGGGGCUUUCUUUUGUAUUUACAUGUUGUAUUUUCACUGGGAUCUCUGUCCUCUACAGUCCAAUCUUCUGCUGACCGCUGCCUUCUGCUGAAUGUUUAGUGUAGGAAAUGAUGAUUUAUAUGAGUCAACUUGGUUGCUCAAAGUUUAAUGCAGCAACAUGUAUGAACUUUCCUUUUGAGUCCUUAAAAAGGUCUUUCGGCAUCUUUUGGCUGUGAUUGCUGAUAGCUUCCUGUAUUAAACCACUUCCUCAUUAUUACAAAGUUCUAUUUUGCUCA